Castor canadensis (American beaver) is the source of this 3666-nucleotide messenger RNA. RefSeq names its product ER lipid raft associated 2 (gene Erlin2). Gene Ontology annotation, biological process: SREBP signaling pathway. Gene Ontology annotation, cellular component: endoplasmic reticulum membrane; endoplasmic reticulum. Gene Ontology annotation, molecular function: ubiquitin protein ligase binding; cholesterol binding. Lineage: Eukaryota; Metazoa; Chordata; Mammalia; Rodentia; Castoridae. The record is from RefSeq and is a predicted model, not a curated record.
AUCAAAUUGAUGAAAAUCUCAAACUGGCUCUGCAACAGGACCUGACCUCCAUGGCCCCUGGACUUGUCAUCCAAGCUGUGCGAGUGACAAAGCCAAAUAUACCUGAGGCGAUCCGCAGAAACUACGAGCUGAUGGAAAGCGAGAAGACAAAGCUUCUUAUUGCAGCCCAGAAACAGAAGGUGGUGGAAAAGGAGGCUGAGACAGAGCGAAAGAAGGCCCUCAUUGAGGCAGAAAAAGUGGCUCAGGUUGCAGAAAUCACCUAUGGGCAGAAAGUGAUGGAGAAGGAGACUGAGAAGAAGAUUUCAGAAAUUGAAGAUGCUGCAUUUCUGGCCCGGGAGAAGGCCAAAGCUGAUGCCGAGUGCUAUACUGCACUGAAAAUAGCUGAAGCAAAUAAGCUGAAGCUGACCCCAGAAUACCUGCAGCUGAUGAAGUACAAGGCCGUUGCUUCCAACAGCAAGAUUUACUUUGGCAAAGACAUCCCUCACAUGUUCAUGGACUCCUCAGGUCUAAGCAAGCCAUUCGAGGGGCUGGCUGACAAACUGGACUUUGGCUUAGAAGAUGAGCCCCUGGAGGCCACCACAAAGGAGAACUGAAAAAAAUUUAUACAGCCUCAGAUUGUGACACUUAGAGAGAUCUUUAUUUUUUAAGAUGACAUAGAAUGCUCCUUUCUCCCACACUACCUUCUUUGACUCCUUAAGGUACAGUGGUGAAAAAGAAGAAAUGGACUUAAAUCCAUCCCCGCUCUGGGAAGGGAGGUGGGAUGGAUCAUUUGGGUUUUAUUCAGGUAAGUAGGUUAUUUAACUUCUGAUUAGAUGUGUAAACCAUGGCUUGGACCUCUGACCCACGGGCACCAAUUUUGUCCCUUUAAAGCUGGCCUAAUUGGGGAUGCUAUCGCUACAGAGUGGAAGAAAUGUAGGCUGCUGCCUCCAGGUGGUUUGAUUUCCUUAUUUGGGAAAGUGCAGCCCACCCUUCUCUCCCUUGCCUCCAAGCAGGAGGUGUCUGUGGGCAAAACUCAUAACUGAGCAAAUUUGCGUUGUGGAGCAACAGCUGCAGGGAAUGUUGGCCUCCUGGGCGUUUUAGUCAGGAGCGAGUGUUGGUUAUCUUAGAGGUGAGCUUUUUGGAGCCCUCCUAAGAAAGAACCUGGUGCUAGGUUUUGCAAAUUUUCUAUACACUAUGCUCCUUGCACUAGGGCGAAGAGUGGUGGUUUCUGACUACAUCUGGUCAGGACUUGGUCACCACUUCACAAUUCUUUUUGAAAUGUUUUGCAUAAUCUGUGAUUUGGUUUUUUUUCUCUUCUUGAAUAAUCUGUUGUUUCCUCUCAGAAGACAGUAACAAACAAGUGUCUUACUAGCUGCUGAAGUGGGAUCAUUAUACCUGUUAGCCACCGAAGUACCUGCUUGGCAGAUUAUAUGUACCUAGAGACCAGGAGUCUUCAUUGUUGUGGAGAUUUUUCAUUCAAGGCCUCUGAUACCUGUGGGGCAGGAAGAAGGGUCAGUCAAGAGAUGCCCUAGUCAUAGUGCCUAUGGCUUGUGCUGGGAGUUUAUCUGACAAGGUGAUAAACAUGUUUUUAAAUCUAGGACUCCAGGCCACCUGGGGAUCAGACAGAAUGUUAAAUCUCCAGAGAGAGCUAUGUAUUUGCAAGUCAGAGUUCAUGCCUGAGGUCCUGGGUUGAACUGAGUCCUGGGCUGCAUCAAAAUCUAUUAAAAAUGUUUUCUUUUCCAUUCCUACUUAAGGAAGAUUAUGAGUCACCAUGGGAGAGUCAGGAUGGGGACAGCAGAUGGGAAAGAAAGGUUUUUCUAAUAUCCUGAAAUUCAGUAUGAGGGCAGGAGAUCCAACUUAUAUAGCCCAUGAGUGGUGUAUAGAAUUGGUAAGUGGAGGGCAGCUAUCUGGAGUGAAUUUGCAAGCGUAUUAUUCCCCGACCAUGACCAGCUCUAGCUUAGGACUUGGCCUUGUUAUCAGUUGUAUAUCCCCUCCAGCCCCUAAGAAAUAGAAACAACAAGCAUCUACUGUAUUCCUUUUCCCUAGGUGAAUGCCCUGAGUGAUACUGACAUUAAUCUUCACCUCAUUUGUGAUCCUGUACUCAGGCCAGCUUACUCAUAAGUGGCACCAGGUUUGUCAGGUAUUUGGGGGGCAUUCAGCCUGCCUAGAAGGAUACAAAAUGUUAACUCUCCUUACUUCAAAUGUUGCCCUUCUCUCUUCUUUUUCCUGGUACUGAGAAUUCUCAAAACAGUGGUCUUAAUCAUACUUUGUACAAGCAGCAAAGCAGUCCUUGGUGGGAUGGACUUUGAUGUGCUAGCAAAAGGAGGUCUUUCUUCCCAAGCCCAGCAUAGAACACUCAUUACUAAAAUGCAUUCAUCUUCCUUCCUCCCAUCAACGACCUGCUGUUAACCACUUGGUAGCCUCCCCUCUUCCCAUCUGUGUCUUUUCCUUGCACACUGAGCUCCUGCUGCCUAUGCCUUGGAAAACAGCUGUCCACUACAAUUGUCUCAGGAGUGGAGCAUCCCAGCCUCUCUGAAUAUCACACCCUCCUCAGGUUCUUAACUGGAAAAUCCCAUACUAACAUCCUAUGAUAGCUUGUCCCUCAGCCACAAAAGCCUCAAAGGCCUGCUGAACUGCUCACUCCCCAUGUUAAUGUCACUUCCUCUCUAAACAAAAAAUGUACAUGUUGUCAUGCCCAUCAACAUAAACCCAGUGGUCAUGGGUACUGGUUAAAGCAUGAAAAUAUGGAAGACAGCUUUCUCCUUAGCAUGGGAUAUCUAACCCAUCUGUCUGUGUAACUUUAUUAUUUUAAUACAUACUAGAAAAUUUAAUCUUAAAAUAUUUGCAUUCUGAACAUGUAAAAUGUGAUAAGCCUAUAAUUUUGUAGGCAGUUAAGUCAUGGCUGCUAUUUUUAAGUGGAACUUAUAUCAAAACAAGUAACUUUAUAAAAUUCAGUUUUUGUAGGAUUUUCCAAGGAAGUCAUCUUGGUAGACUGUUUCUCACUCAUUAAACUUUGCAGAAACGACUCAUAUUCAGUACUGUUUUUAAUCACUUUUUUUAAUACAGGGCAGAAUGUUUGUAAGAAAGCCAAAGUUUGUUAAUUUUUAUAUAACUAAAAUAAAAUAGAUUUGGAGAGAUCUGUGAUCAUAUUAAGUUGAGGGAGGGAGUCAUUAAGCAAAGCUUAGCAAUAUAUUAAUCCAAGAAAGGAGAUGUUCUAUAAGUGAACUAUGGCAGUUUCUAUGACUCUGGGUGUGUCUCAACACUGAUAGUUUUAUCAGUUAGAGCAAACAGUGAAAGAAAAAUGAUCAUCACUGACUUUAACUGUUUAAGUUUGAGGAUAAAUUGUAUCUUAGUAAAUAGCUACUCUUACUUCUUGGUUUUAUUUAGCAGGGUUCUGUCUGCUGUUUUUGUUGUUUCCUUAUAAAAGUAGUAAUAGGUGAUCAUACUGUGUUUAUAUUUCCAUUCCUUCAUAUCUCUACCUUUUUUGUAAGCUGGUGAUUGAACAAAGUAAUUUUUUCAAAAAUGUCCCAAGGGCUUAAUGACCCCCUUUAUAUCUGAGAAAUGAUUCUUGCUAUAUUUAUCAUUCUAUAAAUGAUUUUGCUGGAUUAAUUGCUUUAGGUUGAUAGCAGAAGGAAGUGACAACACAAAGGGUCUCAUGUGAAUUUAUGUCUUAGUUUUAUUUUCAGU